This is a messenger RNA of Gilbertella persicaria, 841 nucleotides long. RefSeq lists its product as uncharacterized. Gene Ontology annotation, molecular function: translation elongation factor activity; guanyl-nucleotide exchange factor activity. The coding region runs from base 1 to 609 and encodes 202 amino acids. The transcript has 3 exons. The record is from RefSeq and is a predicted model, not a curated record. Gene Ontology annotation, biological process: translational elongation. Gene Ontology annotation, cellular component: eukaryotic translation elongation factor 1 complex; cytosol. NCBI's taxonomy places the organism in Eukaryota, Fungi, Mucoromycota, Mucoromycetes, Mucorales, Choanephoraceae.
AUGUCUGUUACCUUGGAACUUCCUUUGGCUCUUCACAUCCUCGAAUCCGUUCUUGCUGAAAACAAGUUCGUUGCCUCCAACAAUAAGGCCACUGAAGCUGACGCUGCUGUUGCCAAGGCUUUGGGUUCCGCUCCUGCUGCUGAAUUCGCCAACGUCAACAAGUGGUACUCUGAAGUUAAGCCCGCUGAAGCUGCUGCUCCUACUGCUGCCGCUGCUGAAGACGAAGAUGACAUUGACCUCUUCGGUUCUGACGACGAAGAAGUUGAUGAAGAAGCUGAAAAGAUCAAGGCUCAACGUGUUGCUGAAUACAACGCUAAGAAGGCCAACAAGCCCAAGACCAUUGCCAAGACCACUGUCACUCUCGAUGUUAAGCCUUGGGAUGAUGAAACCAACAUGGAAGAAUUGACUGCUGGUGUCAAGGGUAUCGAAAUGGACGGUCUCCUUUGGGGUGGUAGCCAACUCGUUGCCAUUGGUUACGGUAUCAAGAAGCUCCAAAUCAACUGUGUUGUUGAAGAUGACAAGGUUCUUAUGGAUGAUUUGACCGAUGCCAUCCUCGGUUUGGAAGACUACGUUCAAUCCGUUGAUAUUGCUGCCAUGCAAAAGAUCUAAGUUGCUUUAUAAAAGAAAUAAAAUGUAAAUAAUCUUCAUUGUCUUUUUAUGAGGAACAUAUACAUUUGUAGUUUGUUGUUUAGAUAUCUAAAGUCAUACGAGACGGGUUUCUUUACUGCAAAAAAAGUUCAAUCAAACCAUUUACAGCUUGAACAAACUUGAAGCUUUCUCUUGUUGACUUCUUUGGGUUAUUAACACUAUGGAAGUAUGUGUUGCAAUUAAAAAAGCACAG